CUUCUUGUUCUGUAUGUUUGUUUACGUAUAAGUUACUUCAAUGACUUUUUACUUUUGAGUAAUGCUUCUUUCAACAUGAUUUAAAGAAUUGCUAUUGUUUUGAUUGAUAGAAGUUGAUAUAUCAUCUAUAUAUAGGAUGCAGAGGGAGAGUAGUGUCACACCAGGAGCAGUACAGGCAUGUGCAGCAUGCAAGCAUCAAAGGAAAAAGUGCAGCGAAGGCUGCACUUUGGCACCAUAUUUUCCAGUGGAGAGGAAUCGAGAGUUCCAAGCAGUGCACAAAAUUUUCGGGGUUAGCAAUGUAACCAAGAUGGUGAAGAAUGCCAAUGAAGCAAAUCGGAGAAAGGUUGUCGAUUCACUGGUAUGGGAAGCUCUUUGCAGGCAGAAAGACCCGGUGCUUGGUCCUUAUGGAGAGUAUAGGAUGAUUUUCGAUGAGCUCAAGACGUAUAAAAAUCAUGAGAACCAACCAGUUCCUUUGCAAGUGCAAAAUGGCAUGUGUUACAAAUCUCUGUCAGAUUUGGUUGCUUGGAACCAUGAAAGUAAUGGGAUUAGCAAUGGCAUGAAUGGAGGAAAUGGAAUUACUACUAACAGUUUGGAUUAUGAUCUUCAGGUUAACGAAAACGUCAGAAUUGAUUCAAUCCCGCCAUAUGGUUAUCCUUUAACUUGUGAGCUGAUUGCAGCAGAGAAGAUAAAGCGAGUGAAAAUGGCUGCUGAUUCCAUUGUUGUUCCUGUAGUACACCAGCAGGGGCAUUCUAUCAACAACAUUAAUCAGCAAUACUAUAUUUCAGGUCAACUUAAUCAAAUCAUUGGGAAGCCAUUAGAACGGACAACAUGGGAAGGCGGACCGUAAUAGAUUCCAGGGUUGAUUGAUGAAACAGUUUCCUUACUGUCUCAUAAUCGUACACUGCAACUAGAAGAGAAUAUGCAGGAGGCUGGCUAAUAUAUGUGUAAUUCUCCUGUUCCCAUAAUUUGUUACUUGUAAAAUGACAUUUGCUUUUCUUGCUUGGUACAAUUAGCUGAAUCAAAGGUUGGUAUGUGUAUCGAGUUAUAAAUGGCUUAUUCUGUACAUGCAGAAA
This is a messenger RNA of Argentina anserina (silverweed cinquefoil), 1073 nucleotides long. RefSeq names its product LOB domain-containing protein 2. NCBI's taxonomy places the organism in Eukaryota, Viridiplantae, Streptophyta, Magnoliopsida, Rosales, Rosaceae. The record is from RefSeq and is a predicted model, not a curated record. The transcript is spliced from 2 exons. The coding region runs from base 137 to 847 and encodes 236 amino acids.